AUUUUAAUGACUAGGCUUAUGUCAAAGCCAGAAAUUGUUUCUAUUCAUGAACUAAACAAUUACAGUCUAGGUUCUUAUAGCUCGUUUGAUUCUUCUUCACCUACUGAUUCCAAAAAGAAUAAUGAAGAAUUUGAAACACAAAUAAGACAGCUAACUCAACAAGUGGAACAUUUGUCAAUAGCGAAUGCUCGACUAAAGAGAGCCAAUCGCAUGUUAAAAAUGGAAAGUGACAAGAAAGUGGACGAAAAGACGGUCGAACUCAAGCAGGCCUUGAAGAGACUUUUAGAACAAAAUAUCAGGUUACAAAGAUCCAAUCGACUAUUAAAGGACGAUUCUGAUACACUACGAGAGGAGUUAAGGAAUAUUAAGCAAAAUCAUAUACGAGACAUGACACAAGUAGGACCAGAAUAUGAGUAUUUGGUUCAAGUGGUCAAUAUAUUAUACAGACAGCUAUUGACAAAUAAACCACAAUGUGCACAGACAUGUUGCUAUACCAACAAACAGAUCACUGAUAAAGACAAACAUGCUUGUAGACCGACAGUACAGUCUAAUCUAUCGCGGGGUAAAAUUCAAUUGGAGAAUGAAGAACUGAAAGAUAAGCUGGAUUCCUUAAUACAAGAAAAUGAACUACUGACAGAAUUAAUAAAAGAGAAAGAACGAGAUAAUAAAGAAUUAAAAGAGGAAUUAAAGAUAAAGGAUGAUAUCGUCCAGCAAUUAGAAUACGAUUUUAAGCAAAUGGAAUCAGAAGUGAAUGAUUUACAAAAGGAUAUAUGCUAUAAUCAUCCAUCAGCGGAGAGUUCACUAUCAGAAAUCCUGUCUUUCCCUUCUGUUCCAAUUUAAUACAGGAUAUCCAAAUUACACACUUGAGUGAUCUUGCUUGUUAUCAUUCUCUUCUUUGUUUGAUCGAGCUUGGACAAUAUUAUAAAAUGUAAAUAAAGAGCUUUCUUUCUUUCUUUUCGUCUUCUUUUGUAAGAGCAAAUGUAAAAAAAAAAAGACAAUUAGGGAAAGAAGGGUGGGAAC
This is a messenger RNA of Rhizopus microsporus ATCC 52813, 1020 nucleotides long. RefSeq lists its product as uncharacterized. The record is from RefSeq and is a predicted model, not a curated record. Bases 7 to 840 code for a protein of 277 amino acids. Lineage: Eukaryota; Fungi; Mucoromycota; Mucoromycetes; Mucorales; Rhizopodaceae. The transcript has 3 exons.